AUGGCAGCCUGCAGCAUACUUCAAAAGAGGACACUGUAUAUUGCUGUCUCAGUCCAGCUCGUAAUUAUCCUUUGUCUUUACAUGCUGAACCUUAAAUUCAACGAGGUAUUCCGAGAUUCAGGUCACCUGGCGCCUAACUUUAAGGUAGUCAAGGGGGCGAAGGCAUCGGUAAGGAUUCGAACGAAUAAGCAAACUGAGGACGGCAGUUCCAUAAAACAUGCUCUGAAGGAGUUGAAUGAUGUCAUAUACGAUGGGGACUAUGAAACGGAAUACAAAAAUUACGAAAAUAUGCUCCACUGGCGAGAGGAUCCCGACUACUUGUUGGCGGACGGCGCUCUCCCAGCCCAUCAAAGGUCUAACGGCAAGGCAAACACCACGGCUCUGAGGGACAUCCUUGCCGGUUUGAAUGACGUUAUCUACGAAGGGGAUUAUGAUGAUGACAACCUUGCUGACUAUUGGGUGAUUGAUGAAUAUGAUGGCAGUAAAGAAGCAUCAAGUAUUUUAGGACGAGCCUGGCGACGGCUGCAAGAGUUAUGGCAACGGGGGAUAUCCAAGUCCUCGGAUAUUCCCCCGGAUAUACGGUACCAGGAGUUUAUCAAAUGGACUGUCAACGGUUCGUUAGUUAGUGAGACGAAUUCUUCAGCUAUUUUGAAAAAGGCGAAUGAGUAUAGGGAGCAACUGAACAAGGUGAUCGAAGAACUUGAUGAGUCUAGCAGUUGGACGCAGUCAACGGAAUCUCCAGAGGGCCCGGACUACCCAAGCCCAACACCGGAACAAGCUGUAGUCUCUGAUGGGAUAACACUUGAUAUCAAACAGGCAACAGAAACAGAUGAUGCCUACUCGGCUUAUAAGGUUUUCAUGGAUAAUAUGGCGUCAUGCCUCGAGAAGAUUGGAAAUGGUACUUGGGACAAGUCACCACGUACACAAAGUAUCUUCACGCAGCUAAAGAGGGGUCCGCUGGCCUCGAGGAAAAUUGUCACAGACAUCAUUCGGGACAACAAUGAGAACAAAGCAUUUACUAAGCCGCCCUCCAAAACUGACAGUCCAUCAGCAUGUUGGAUGAGUGAUGACGGGCUUAACUGUCAACCAGCAGGCUACGUCUUCGGCUUCAGAAGAUGCGCGAGCUCGGACCUGUUCUACCGGCUGACCGGUCAUCCACAGUUGGUCUUUACCACAGAGUUGCAAAAUAAUCACUAUCAAAGGGAUGGUACAAAGGAGUCAAUCACCGGGCAGAGUCGCAAGUUUGGCAUCCUUUCGUAUGUGCAAGGCCAUGUGAGCAAGCAUGCUAUCAUACUUGCUCGUAGUCCUACAAGAAAGUUUGUCUAUCACAUGCCACCCAGCGUAACAAAACGACCGCAAUAUCAUGACUAUUACAACAUGCUGAGGGCGCAGGCGCUCUAUGAAGUCAACCCUAAGGCCAAGUUCAUUGUUAUCAUGAGAAACCCAGUUGAUGCUGCAUUCUCUACGUAUGGUGCCGAACGCUUGUUCAUGACAAGCAGAGGGAAAACUACCACUCGAUGGUCGAUGCUUGUCAAGAACGCUGUUACUCCAUACCAGGACUGUAUACGUACGCGAGGUAUUUUCUACUGUCAUAGGCAGCCUCCUUAUAGUAUGACAAUGAUAAAGGUGAAUCUACUAGAUUUUGCAUAUAUCAUUGGUCUUUCUCACUGGAUGAAGAUCUUCCCCAGGGAGCAGUUUUAUUUCAUUAAGACGGAAGAGUACGCAGAAGUAGAAAAACGCCAAAAGAUCCUAGACGAGGCUUUCAAAUUCCUUGGAGGAAGGAAUCUUUCGGAUUCUGAUCUGGAGACGUUGGCAGCUAUGCACCGCCUUGAUUUUGCAUCUAUGAAGUAUACCUCGCCGAAAUUGCUAAAACAAGGAAUGGAUUCGAAAACGCGGAAAAUAUUGCAAGAUUUCUUCAUGCCUUUCAACAGUGCCUUAGCAAACCUUCUUCAGGACAAACGAUUCCUGUGGACUGGUGAUUAAGACAGCAUAGUUAUAUAUGUUUUAAAAUAAUGUUAUGUUCCAAGCGUUUUCUUGAAUUCUUCCAAAUAUUUUUGUAGCGAAAUCGUUGCAAAUCUUUCACUUGCUAUAGAGAUUGCAUACCAGUUACAUGGAAACAUCCAAUAGUAUAUGUGUUAACGUUUUAUCGAAAGUCUGCAAAAUAUAAUU
Molecule: messenger RNA, 2169 nt
Organism: Lineus longissimus
Lineage: Eukaryota; Metazoa; Nemertea; Pilidiophora; Heteronemertea; Lineidae
Exons: 7
Coding region: 1-1983 (660 amino acids)
Biological process (GO): hexose biosynthetic process
Molecular function (GO): N-acetylgalactosamine 4-sulfate 6-O-sulfotransferase activity
Source: RefSeq, a predicted model, not a curated record